Molecule: messenger RNA, 1337 nt
Organism: Tachyglossus aculeatus (Australian echidna)
Lineage: Eukaryota; Metazoa; Chordata; Mammalia; Monotremata; Tachyglossidae
Gene: SWSAP1
Product: SWIM-type zinc finger 7 associated protein 1
Exons: 2
Coding region: 1-651 (216 amino acids)
Biological process (GO): double-strand break repair via homologous recombination
Cellular component (GO): Shu complex
Molecular function (GO): ATP hydrolysis activity; single-stranded DNA binding
Source: RefSeq, a predicted model, not a curated record
AUGGGGGACACCGUGGGCGAGGCCUCGGCGGCCCGGGCCCAAGGCGCCGGCCCCAGCCUCCUGGUGCUCGGGGGGCCGGGCUCCGGGAAGACGACGCUGCUCUUCGCGGCAGCCCUGGAGGCGGCCGGGGACGGGAGGGGGCCCGUGCUGUUUGUGGCCCGCAGCCCCCUGCAGAGCCUGCCGCCGAUCCCGGGGGGGGCCGCCCGGGACCCGCUCCGGCUGCAGAAAAUCCUCUUCCUGUAUCCCCACUCCUCCAAAGAGCUGCUGCAGCUCAUCGGCUCCAUGCACGAGACCCCCGGCCGCAUCCCCUCCCUCCUCCUCCUGGAUGGGCUGGACGAGUAUUUGACCGAGUGCAACGAACAGCCGCUAGCCGCCCAUCUCACAGCCCUACUCGUCGACACGGCCACCUACUUAUCGGAGAAGCUGGAGCCCGGCCAUUCCUCGGAGGGGGCGGCCACCUCGGGCUGCGGCCUCAUCGUCUCUGUACGGACGUCGGCACUGGAGGAGGAGACCUCCCUCCAGGCGGCCUUGCUCGAGCGCUAUUUCCCCACGAGGUGCUGGCUGGAACCUGAAGAAGUUGGGGCCCAGGAGUCUGAGCAGCUCUCCUUCCGGACCCGGGGCCCCAGGACCGAAAGCGGGAGCGGUGACUAAGAUUCGGGCCCGAUGGCGAAAUGAGGAUUUCCUUAUUCUCCUGACCACAGCCCCGGGAUCUUCCAAGGCUGAUGGAGACGAGCGAGGCCGGCCCGGUGCCUGUUUCAUCUGGGCACGGAGAAGAGAGCAACAUUUUUCAAGAUGCUCUUCCACCCCUGAAAAGCAGAGAGGCGGGGGUCAGGCCUGGGUGGGACAGUUCAGUUUCCAGACUUUUCACCUGCUGUUUUUUUAAAUUUAUUUAUUGUUUAAAAUUGGGACAAAUAAAGGAGAGCUUGGUGAGUGGCAGCUUGUUGGUGAGGAGGGUGGGGGUGGGGGCCCCUCUUAAUUAGUAGGCCUGUCAAGCUAAUGGCACAAGAGCCGGCCUCCCCCAAUACCUUCCACUUCUUUAGACUGUUGAGAGGAAUAACAAAUCAACAGAAGCGUUGUCAAACCUGCCAGCCUAUGGCCCUGGGGAGUUGCAGGAAAGUGUAUUUUAUAGAGGAACCUGGGUUGGAGGUUGGUAAAGAUGCUUGUACUGAACAAUUGGACCUUGUUACCUAGGCACUUACCUGGUUUGAAAAUAAAACUCAAAUGGAAGCAGGCCACCAAGCUAACUGGAAACUUGACAUUCCAUUUCUGAGUCUGGUUAAUAAACUAGGACUGGGGAUGGAGGUGGAGUUAUAUAAUAAUAAUUAUGGUAUUUGUUG